Molecule: messenger RNA, 2872 nt
Organism: Scylla paramamosain (green mud crab)
Lineage: Eukaryota; Metazoa; Arthropoda; Malacostraca; Decapoda; Portunidae
Product: secreted frizzled-related protein 3-like
Exons: 10
Coding region: 780-1946 (388 amino acids)
Biological process (GO): canonical Wnt signaling pathway; non-canonical Wnt signaling pathway
Cellular component (GO): cytoplasm
Molecular function (GO): Wnt-protein binding
Source: RefSeq, a predicted model, not a curated record
UGGACACAAUACACCUGCAUAUUCCGUGCUGCCAGACGCACAAUAUCAUCUAUUUACAUGCAAGUACUGUACAACAGUCUCUCGCCAUCUCCAUGUCGCUUCCUUCCAUCUCAUAAUGAUGCUGCUAUAAACACUGUGACGAGGCGGUGGGCAUCGCGAAGUACAAUAUUUUUCCAGCGGUGAGCGGUUCCUGUAUCUUGCAAGAGUCAGCAAGACCUUACCAGUGGAGCGGCGGGUCAAGUGUUGAGACGAACAUCAGACACCGUGUGGUGUGGUCGGUGGUUAAACACUGAAGCACAAUAAACUGAGUCUCCGUACUGCACCUUGGUCCUGGCAACGUGUGUGUGAGGACAUCACAACAAACCCUGUCACGCAGGUCUGUAGGUCUGUAGAUCUGUAGGUCUGCAUGUACAGUGUGAUGCCCUCCAACCUUGCAGGAUAGUGUUCAAGUGAGUGGCGCCUGACAGUUGUCACACACGUUGUCUGGAGGGAGUUGGUGAGCGAACGGCUGCGGAGUGGUGACGAGUGUUACCCGGGUCAGGCGAUAAGACGCGGCGUUAUGUUGUUCCUGUAAUCAAACAGAUGCCGGCACAGCAAGGACGAUUAAUUUCGGAAACGUGCGACGAUUAUUGGUUUUGAAGAGGCGGCGCACAAUGAUGCAGCGUGGGCGGAGAGUGUCUGCUGCCAAGCAAACACAAAAACCCUCUCAACGCUCAUAAUGACCAAUAAAACGUUUCAACCGGUCACAGCUGACGACAGUGUCGCCUCCAGCGCCAUACAUGACGCAGCCGUCACUUCCCAGUCCGUCCACCAGUCUAAGCAUUGACGUCGCGCUCCAGGGACCAGCCAGUGUCAGCAUACAAAAGAUGGUCUACCGAAGACCUUCAGAAACGCCCCCUUCUCCUUGUGUGUAUUUGUGCAUCCCCGCGCCCCAGUUGAUGGGCGUGGUGGCCGCCGUGGUGUGCAGCUUCCUGGGCACGGCUCUGGCACAAUUUGGUCCUCAGUGCGAGGAGAUAAAGAUUCCCAUGUGUCGUCAAAUGCCGUAUAACCUUACACGGCUGCCCAACCUCCUCCACCACUCCACGCAGGAGAAUGCACAGCUGGCCAUCGAGCAGUUCAAGCUCUUAGGAUGGACCAAGUGCUCGGAUCAGCUGGAGUUCUUCCUGUGCUCCAUGUACGCCCCGAUCUGCACGGUGGACUUUGUAAGUGAAGCCAUCCCGCCCUGCCGCAGUGUGUGUGAGGACGCGCGUGAUGGGUGCGAGCCGCUGCUAGCCAAGUUUGACAUCCCUUGGCCGCCUGCUCUCGCCUGCGAAGCCUUGCCCUGGUACGAUCGUGGCGUGUGUAUCACUCCACAGGCCAUCAUUUCUGACGUGACACCUCCACCGCCGAAAGAACAAGCUCCCUGCCUGUGUCAGCCUCAGCGGGGGCUUCGCAAGCGGCUCUAUAAGAAGGCUGGGUUUCACUACGCGGUGCGCGGGACCGUGAAGAGUGUGGAGACGUUUGGCGAACUGACCCUCACGACGGUGGCGGUGAAGGAGGUGGUGCGGGAGGGCCGGGUGAGGGUGGCGACUGGUCAAGACGGACACUUGUGGACUAACCGAUCCUGUGUGUGCCCAUCACUUGACAUAGAUCAAGAGUACCUGAUGCUGGGGUGGGAGGACUUCGCCAACAGUUGCCUCCUGUUUCCCGAGGGCAGUCUUGCACUCCCCUACAUGAAGAAGUACGCUAGGAAAAUCAAGAAAUGGGAAGCUGAGGCCGCCCCCACCCCCGUCCCCAGCACCAGCCCCGCCCACUACGCGCCCACACCCUCCCGCAGCCAGAUCAGAAAUAUUUACAAGAGAAAAAAGAAGAAGAAACGGAGGAGGAGGAAGAGAAGAAGAAGGCGAAGAAGAAAGGGAAGAAUCACUAAAAGACGUGAGCAAGAGGAGAAAUCAGGAGGGAGGUGACAGAAGAGGAGUGUAAGGGAAGCACCGCGACCGCAACCAGCAUUGUAAUCCUAACACAUCGACUGAUCAGUGUUAGGUUACAGGCUGUCUUGUGUAAAUAUCUGAAAUAUCACAAAUAUCAGUUUAUGACGUAUUAUUAAUGACUGUAUGAAAUCUAACAUACGGUAUAGAGCUUUCCUUCGCGUAUAGUCUAAAAACCACACGUAUAUGCAACCUACGAGUAAUGAAACAGAUGAGUAAUGCACAACAGGUUCGUCUCUACUCAAAAGAUUCUGUUCCGCGUUUCGAGAAGUACCGAACCUAAUGUGGGGGUUAGGAUCAUAUUCUGAAACAUUUAUGCGCCGCACCUCCACCAAACUCUAGACUAGUUGAAGUUACACGAGUUUGUACGAGUGCUUUUACGGUUCUAAUGACAUACUGACUAAAUUUCUACAUUAUUAAUAUGAAAAACAUUCUUGAGAACCCGUUAAAUCAUCUCCGUGACCUUUAAGAUUAGUCGUUAUGAUAGAGCAAAAGGGUUUUAGAAUACAGGCCUUACUGCGUUCAGUUGUGGAGGGUCAGGGGCCAUCUUCGUGCUCUGUAACCCGAAUGAAUCAACUAAACCACAGAAAGAAAAAAAAAAAAUACACCGUUAGCUGAUGUGUGGCCGGUGUACAUAUAUUCCUCGUUUGUUGUCGUCAGUCACAAGACAACCUUCUCUAAAGUUUCGGCGUCUGUCUCGACAACACGGAACAGGCUCGAAGUGGUGGAUGUCAUUGUUUCUUUUCAAGGGUGUUUGUAUGAUUCUUGUGAUAGUUUAGCAAUGACUGUACAUCAUCGUAGGGAGAAACACCCGUGACAACUCACCUGAUACAUCUCCCUGGGUCUUAUACGUACACGUGCGUAGUUGCUUUAUAUUAGUACCGUCAAUAAAAGUUUUAUUAGGA